UUUAGCCAAUUAUUGUUAUUAAAGGUAAAAAAUUAAAUUAAAAAUAUUACCCUUAUUUCUUAAAUACUCAUGCACACAUGUCACCGUGAACUUUCACACACCUUGCAUACAGUUGCGCCCCGGUACAACUUGUGGGCCUAUUGUACUCCUUAGCCGCCGGUUGUCAAGUGAAUCAAGCCAGUCAAAUCAGCUGUGUGUUGAUUGCGAUACGUUGCGAAAACAGUGUGUGUGUGUGUUUGUGUGUUUAAUUUAGAGCGGAAGCCAACAUGAAUCAGUGGAUUAAAGAGGAACUGUCCAAAUGCCUGCAGUUCGAUAUACCGAAAGAAUUAAUUGCCUACAUCUACACCAUCCAAACGGCGGACGAGAUCGAUGGCUACUUCCGCACACUGCUAGAUUACAACAAUCCACAGCAUACGGCGUUUAUGCGCGAGCUGAAAAUUAAGCUUGGUCAUGCCACCGCACCGGAGGCAGUAAAUACGAAGGCAGCCGCCCAAGGGCCGCCAACAACCGGCAAGGGCAAACAAGCUUCCGCCAAGCAACAGCAGCAAACCGAAUCAUCCAAAACAAUCAUUCCGGCCGCCAUCGUAUCGCCGACGGCUAAACGAUCGUCCGGCCAAGAGUCCGGCAAGAAGAAAACCAAGUACGUGAACCUGUACGGCCAGGAUGGUGAGUUGGCGGAUGUGGUGCUGCUGAAGGGACGCCAUCGCUGCGAUUGCCAGGCGUCAAAGCAUCGGUUAGUGAACAACUGCAUACACUGUGGCCGGAUCGUGUGCGAGCAGGAGGGCAGCGGGCCGUGCCUGUUCUGCGGCAGUCUCGUCUGUACCGAGCACGAGCAGCGCACGAUCGAAAGCUCCUCCCGGAAGGGUGACAGUCUGCGCCGCAGCCUGAUGGAACAGAACCGGCCGGCUGGAUGGGAGGAAGCAUUGGCGAUGCGGAACCGUUUGCUGGAGUACGAUCGAAACAGUGAAAAGCGCACCACGGUGAUCGAUGACGAGGCGGACUAUUUUAAAACACACUCGAUAUGGCUGUCGGACGCGGAGCGCAGGAAGCUGGCCCAGCUGGAGGAAGAGUUGCGCGAGAAGCGGCAUGCCAGCAGGCUCGCCCGCAAGGUGACACUCGAUUUCGCUGGCCGGCAGGUGCUGGACGAAGCGGUACUGUCGACGGAAGAUAUGGAGGAAAUCUUUCGCCAGGCGUCGUUGGUGGACGCACCGCAAACGGAACGGGGCAAGGAAAAUGAUGACCCCGGCUGGAUUGCGCACGAUAGCGACGAUGUACAUCCGACACUGUGCGGACCUGCACCAACGUUUAUUGACAGCACUGCCGGACCGCUUGCGUCGAGUGGGUUGCGCCCCGCUUCCGGUUACGACGGUGUUUACUCGCGCGUGCAAGAUAAAGAGUUUCUCGAAAUGUCCGACAUGCGUCACUGCUUGUCGAUGCACCAACCGUGGGCCUCGCUGCUGGUGGCCGGCAUUAAGCGGCACGAGGGUCGUACCUGGUACUCGUCGCAUCGCGGUAGGCUGUGGAUCGCAGCCACGGCGAAACCGGCCUGUCCGGAUACGGUGCGAGAGCUGGAACAUUUCUACCGCAAGCUGUACGAGGACGACACGAUCCAGUUUCCUACCCAGUACCCGUCCGGAUGUUUGCUCGGUUGCGUUUCGGUGCAGGAUUGCUUGCCGCAGGAGGAAUACCGCAAGCAACACCCGCACGGCGAAUCGGACAGCCCGUUCGUAUUUGUGUGUGAGGAACCGCAGGAACUACCGAUACGAUUCCCGGUCAAGGGUGAUCACAAGAUAUAUAUGCUGGAUUCCAAAAUACAUCAGGCCGCCGUUAAAGCGCUACAGCGGUUAGCGAAACAGAACAAACAGCUGGAUGGUUGAGCAACGUUCGCAGCUCUGGUAUUCAAAUUCAAUUUGGCCGUUAUGGUCUAUUACACGUGGGCGCUCGCUUUGAAGGGAUUGAGUGCAAUUUCGUUCGGUGUAUUGGUGAAAUCCUAAUUCGGAUUUGGAAAUUGCUCGACGAUACUGUGUUUCCGAUCUUCCGGACCUUAGCGACCACCCGGCCAUGUUGCCUAAAUAAUAAAGUGCUUAAAGUGCUCACAGAUUAGAAUCAUUUUUAUAUUAAUGUUAUCGUUUAUUACUACUAUUACUAUUCUUAUCGCUUGCUCGUCACUUGUCAUAAUAUUUCUACAUUUAAAAGAACACCAUAGCUGACCGCGGGCAGACAGAGAGGCAGCAGAGACUUACGAGCAUCGUGUGUCGCGCCAAGGUGGCACACAAUCAUGGUUGCGAGAAAAUUAAGGAUAAGGAGAUUCCAGGUGGAGAAGAAUCUUCCGACAAGCAGCAAACAACGUAAUUGGAGUGAGGAAAACGAAAAAAAAAACAAAAAAAUA
Messenger RNA from Anopheles stephensi (Asian malaria mosquito), 2389 nucleotides. Its product is annotated as activating signal cointegrator 1. Gene Ontology annotation, cellular component: nucleus. The record is from RefSeq and is a predicted model, not a curated record. Gene Ontology annotation, molecular function: transcription coactivator activity; zinc ion binding. The transcript has 4 exons. NCBI's taxonomy places the organism in Eukaryota, Metazoa, Arthropoda, Insecta, Diptera, Culicidae. The coding region runs from base 267 to 1877 and encodes 536 amino acids. Gene Ontology annotation, biological process: positive regulation of DNA-templated transcription.